Molecule: messenger RNA, 510 nt
Organism: Acanthosepion pharaonis
Lineage: Eukaryota; Metazoa; Mollusca; Cephalopoda; Sepiida; Sepiidae
Source: the annotation of a GenBank genome assembly
AUGUUUCGCACCGCCGUUAUAGUUCUUCACUUCUUUUUCGUCUUCUUCUUCACCCUUCCUCCUAGAUAUGUUAAUUCUUCUUCAUCUUGUCUUUCCGGCUGUUCCAUCUUUUUUCUUCCUAUCACUAUUUUAUUCCUUCUCCUUUCAUCAACUCCUGCUCUUGUUACUUUUUUCGCUGCUGUGGCCAUCUUGUUCUUUUACUACUCCUUCUUUUCUUCUUCUUCUUCAUUUUCUUCUUUUUCACCCUUUCUCUUAGUUUCGUUUACUUUUCUUCAUCUUCAUCUUUCCCCUUCUUCCAAUUUUUUUUCUUCCUCUUACUGUUUCUACUUCUGCAUUACUCUCCAACCGCCUUUUCCUCCAGCAUCCAACUCAUUCUUCUUGUUCCAUUCUUGCUCCUUUAAUUUUCUUCCCCCUUUUCUUUUACUGUUUCUUCUUCUUCAAAACUCCUCCACAUCUUAUUCUUUCUUCUCCUUUUAUCAACGCCUCCUCUUGUUUCUUCUCCUUCACUGA